Cuscuta epithymum is the source of this 1585-nucleotide messenger RNA. The record is from the annotation of a GenBank genome assembly. Lineage: Eukaryota; Viridiplantae; Streptophyta; Magnoliopsida; Solanales; Convolvulaceae.
AAAAAGAAAAUCUCACCCCUCUCUCCCUCACCCCCCAUCUCGGCCAGCACCCAAGAAAGAAGCAAGAGUAAUUUUCCAUCCUCCAUUCUCCAUCUUUGAAGAGAGCUCAAGCUUAAGGAGUCCAAAAGGAGGUCUUUGAGAAGGAAAAAGUGAGGAGAAAGUGAGAAGGGUUAAGGGACUUGACUUAAGCAUUUUUGAACCUCGCCGGAGUUUCGCCGGAGUUGGUCAAAGUACGCCGGAGUUGGUCAAAGCUUGCCGGAAUUAGUCAAAGUUCAAAUCGGGGAACGUAAAACGCGCUUAAGCUCACUUAAGUUUCAGGUAGGGGAUAAAGCUCGCUAUCUUUGCCGUUGCUUGGGAAGCUUGAAGGAGAGAAGACGUGGUUCGUGCUUCCUCCGUUCCUAUUUUAAAAUAUUUAAAUUAAUGCUCAUGGAUACUAUUUUCCGAAUAAUUAUUUAGGGCUUGUAUGCCCGUGUUUGCCACGUGUGGCUCGAAUGCUUGUAUUGAUAUUUCCGCUGCUUAAUGAAAUGAUUUACAUUAUGAUUGUUUAUGGAUGUACUAUUGUGAAUGGUAUUCAAGACGCCUUGUAUAGUAUGGAUGAGUUGGACCGCGGUUGACUAUUCGUACUGUACGGCGGGUUGUUGACGUGUCCGGGUAGGUCCGGGGCGUGACAAUUUCUUUAUUUCCUGAAAAUUUCCCGCCAGAUAUUCUUCAUCCUAGAUUAAUGGAGGCCGAGCAGCUUAUUUUGUUCCAACGACAGCAAGAUUCUUCUCAGCUCCAGCCUGCUUUUGGAGUUCAUGUUGCCGGUGCUCCGCCGGUUCAGGCUGGACAGCAGCCUUACAAUGGCGCUUACCGCGGCAGAGGAGGCCGAGGUAGAAGCGGACGCGGUAGAGGGGGCCGUGGCAGAGGCCGGUCCCAAAAUCAAGGCUAUGGGCAGCCUCAUGGUCAACCAAAUGGUUUCGGCCAGCAGAUUACACACUUCCAGGGUCAACAACUGCAGCCUCAGUUCUUGGCCGCAGGGGGGGCAUCUCAUUCACGACCACAAAAUGCACCAUCUGGUAAAUCUGUUGUGUCCACUUUAAAUAUUAAUGCUAAAUCUACUAUUGGUACUUACUCUUAUUAUGCAGGUUUCCCAUCAUCUGAGGGUAUUCUUGGUUCAGUACCUUCCCCAGUUGUGUGUCAGAUUUGUUUCUCUGCAGGUCAUUCUGCCUUGCACUGUCCGUCUCGCUUUUCUCAAUCCUCUGCACCUGCGUUGGUUGCUCCCAGUGGCGAAUCUAACAAUGCUUUGUGGUACCCCGACUCUGGAGCUUCUGCUCAUAUGACAUCGUCUGAAGGACAAAAUUUCGAGGGCAGUUCUACUUCAGGCGCGUCAUAAUGAUCAUCUCUACCCUGUCAGUCUCAGUCCUCCUGCAUCUCUAGCUUUAGUUUCUACUAUUACUUCUGGCCCUGUGUGGCACCGUAGAUUAGGACAUUGUGGCGAAACUAUUUUACGCCAGUUGCGUAGUAGCAAACUUAUUUCUAGUUCCUCAAAUUUUGAACAUGAUUGUGUUUCUUGUCGUUUGGGAAAAUCUCAACGAUUACCUUUUUC